UAUACCUCAGCACGCACGCAGCCCUGAAAUAAAUACAACAUGAGGUAUUUAUCUGUCACGGCUGCCGUUACAUUAUUUAAACCGCACUUUUAAGGUUACCUCAUCUUUCCCCUCUCAUCCAUCCUGUAUGAGAGCAACCUCCCCCACGUCCAUGCGUAAAUGAGGUAGGACCUCCAUUUUUCUCUCCUACCGGCCACCUUCCUCAUCGUCGUCAUCCUCCUCCUCCGCGUCACCAUCAUCAUCUACAAGCUGCAUCCGAGGAAGAAGAAGACGAGCAGCGCAUUGUGACGGAGCAGAAAAGAUGGACGUAACCGACCAGGGUGCCCAAAUGGAGCCGCUGUUGCCAAUGGAACAAAGCGCUCAAGAGAACAAAAAAGUGAGGACUGAUGAGGAAGCAGUGGUGGAUCGGGGUGGAACGCGCUCCAUGCUGAACACCAACUUUGAGAAGGAAGAACUGGAAGGUCAUCGUACUCUGUAUAUUGGGGUGCACGUUCCUCUUGGUCGGAGGUCGCAUCGCCGCCACCGUCACCAUGGCCAUCGACAUCGGAAGCGAUCCAAGGAGAGGGACUCCACAGCCGACGAUGGCCGAGAAUCCCCAUUGCACACAGACACACCAGCCCAGAGGGUGCAGUUUCUGUUGGGGACAGAGGAUGGUGAUGAGGAGCACAUCCCUCAUGCCCUGUUCACAGAGCUGGAUGAAAUCUGUCUCAGAGAGGGGGAUGAUGCAGAAUGGAAGGAGACCGCCAGGUGGCUGAAGUUUGAGGAGGAUGUUGAGGAUGGCGGCGAGAGAUGGAGCAAGCCCUACGUGGCCACUCUGUCUCUUCACAGUCUAUUUGAACUUCGCAGCUGCAUUAUGAACGGCACCGUGAUGUUGGACAUGAGAGCAAAUUCGCUGGAGGAGAUUGCUGAUAUGGUCCUGGACCAGCAUGAGUUGUCUGGCCCAUUGGGUCAGGAUGCCAGGAAAAGGAUCCGCGAGGCACUGCUCAAGCAGCAUCACCACCAGAACCACAAGAAGCUCGCCAACCGCAUCCCAAUUGUGCGGUCCUUUGCAGAUAUCGGCAAGAAGCAGUCAGAACCGCAUUCCAUGGACAAGAAUGGCCAAACCGUUUCCCCACAGUCCCACCCCGCCACCACUGAAGGAAAACAAGACGUCAGCAGAGAAAACAGUGCAGUCGACUUCAGCAAAAUUGACCUUCACUUCAUGAAGAAAAUUCCACCUGGCGCCGAGGCUUCCAAUGUCUUGGUUGGGGAGUUGGAGUUCCUAGACCGUCCCGUCGUGGCCUUUGUGCGCCUGUCACCUGCUGUGCUGCUAAACGGCUUGGCUGAGGUUCCCAUCACCACCAGGUUUCUGUUCAUCCUCCUUGGGCCUCUGGGAAAAGGUCCACAGUAUCAUGAAAUAGGGCGGUCCAUUGCAACCCUGAUGACUGACGAGGUUUUCCAUGAUGUGGCGUAUAAAGCCAAAGACAGAAAUGACCUUGUUGCGGGAAUCGAUGAGUUCCUUGAUCAAGUAACAGUGUUACCCCCUGGAGAAUGGGACCCCUCCAUCAGGAUAGAACCUCCCAAAAAUGUGCCCUCUCAGGAAAAGCGGAAGGUUCCUCCUGUUCCAAAUGGAGUUACAGAUAUUGUUGAGACCGAGGAACAUGGAGGCCAUGGUGGCCCUGAGCUCCAACGCACUGGAAGGCUCUUUGGCGGGUUCAUCAUGGAUAUCAAGAGAAAGGCCCCUCACUACCUUUCUGACUACACCGACGCCAUUAGCCUGCAGUGUCUGGCUUCUUUCCUGUUCCUUUACUGCGCCUGCAUGUCACCUGUUAUCACCUUUGGAGGUCUCCUUGGUGAAGCCACCGAAGGACGUGUGAGUGCUAUCGAGUCCUUGUUUGGGGCUUCCAUGACUGGUAUUGCCUACUCGCUUUUUGCUGGGCAGCCUCUUACAAUCCUUGGGAGCACAGGUCCGGUUCUUGUGUUUGAGAAGAUUCUCUUCAAAUUCUGCAAGGACUAUGGGCUAUCCUACCUCUCCCUGAGGGCCUGCAUUGGCCUGUGGACAGCAUUUUUCUGUCUCCUGUUGGUGGCCACAGAUGCCAGCUCGCUUGUUUGCUACAUCACACGUUUUACAGAGGAAGCCUUUGCAGCCCUCAUCUGCAUCAUCUUCAUCUACGAGGCUCUAGAGAAACUGCUCCACCUAGGCGUGCACUACCCCAUCAAUAAAAACAACGACCUUCAGAAACUGACGCAGUAUUCGUGCGCUUGUGUGGAACCCAGUCAUCCCAGCAAUGAUACGCUGCAGUUCUGGGAGAAGAGGAACAUCACGGCCUCCCAUGUCAACUGGACUAUGUUGGAAGUUAAGGAGUGCGAAGAACUGCACGGGGAUUUCAGGGGUACUGCAUGUGGCCCCCACGGCCCUUAUAUCCCUGACGUCCUCUUCUGGUGUGUGGUCCUCUUCUUCACCACCGUCUUCAUGUCCGCCUUCCUCAAGGAGUUCAAGACAAGGCGGUACUUCCCUACCAAGGUGCGGGCCAUCAUCAGUGACUUUGCAGUUUUCAUCACCAUCUUCACCAUGGUUCUGGUGGACUACGCACUGGGCAUUCCUUCACCGAAACUACAAGUUCCCAGCAAGUUUAAACCAACCAGAGAUGAUCGUGGCUGGCUGAUCAACCCUGUGGGACCUAAUCCGUGGUGGACCACCAUCAUCACCUUCAUCCCUGCUCUCCUGUGCACAAUCCUUAUCUUCAUGGACCAACAGAUCACCGCCGUUAUUAUAAACAGGAAGGAACACAAACUGAAGAAAGGCUGUGGCUACCACCUGGAUUUGUUUGUGGUCGGGGUGAUGCUGGGCGUGUGCUCUGUGAUGGGUCUGCCGUGGUUUGUGGCGGCCACCGUGCUCUCCAUCUCCCAUGUCAACAGUUUGAAGCUGGAGUCUGAGUGUUCUGCUCCUGGUGAGCAGCCCAAGUUCCUGGGUAUUCGCGAGCAACGCUUCACCGGCCUCAUGAUCUUCACCUUGAUGGGCUGCUCUGUGUUCAUGACGUCGAUGUUGAAGUUCAUUCCAAUGCCUGUGCUGUAUGGAGUGUUUCUCUACAUGGGAGCCUCCUCACUUCGAGGGAUUCAGUUCUUUGAUCGUCUCCGGCUGUUUGGGAUGCCGGCCAAACACCAGCCAGAUUUCAUUUACCUUCGCCAUGUUCCACUAAGGAAGGCUCACCUCUUCACCAUCAUCCAGCUUAGUUGUUUGGUGAUGCUGUGGGUCAUCAAGACAUCCAAGGCCGCCAUAGUUUUCCCAAUGAUGGUCUUGGCGCUUGUCUUCAUCCGGAAGCUUCUGGACUUCAUCUUUACCAAGAGAGAACUGAGCUGGUUAGAUGACUUGAUGCCAGAGUGGAAGAAGAAGAAACUCGAGGAUGCUGCACAAGAGGAAGAGCACAGUAUUAUUGCAGAAGAAGAAGGCAUUGUGCAGGUCCCACUUGAAGAACACCUCAAGAGCGACCCAGCUACAGUGAACAUUACUGAUGAGAUGUCCAAAGGCUCUUUUGGGGACGUAUGGAAGGGUGUCAGUCCUGUGGAAAAAGAUCCUCCUGCUAAAAGAUCCCCUUCCUAACCUCUCAGAAGCUGAGAAGCAAAAAGGUUUUCCAAAAGUGGCGAGAAGCGUCACAAACGUCGGAGGCGCGACAAGAGCUUGGACAGAGAGACAAGUUUGUGAAGACAUACACUGGCAGUGCCGCCAUUUUGUCAUUUCUGUGUUAAUGAUAGUUUUUAAAAUACUGUGCCACACUCAACCACCUUUGUACUGUGAUACACUGUUUUUGUCUUUGUGUGCAAGUUGUGUACUAAAAAGGUGAAAUUAGAAAUGUCAUUGUCAUAAAGAGUCAAUGCACAUUUGUGCAAAACCAGCAGCAAAUGUAAUGUUUUCAACAGGCCAAAAUUAUUGACAAAUUUUGAAUAACAUUAAUUGUAUUUUACAGAUUUGUAUGCUUUGCAAAAUCUGCAUCGUAUUGAAAAAAAAAAAAAAAAAGCUUAUGUGUGUUGCACGUCCCUGAAGUGUGAAUAUAUAAUCUUCAAAGGUUUGACAACAGAAAAGUUUACAUUUUAAAGAGGAACUGCACUUUUUUUUGGAAUUUUGCCUAUCGUUCACAAUCAUUAUGAAAGACAUGACGAAGGAUGGAUUUUUUAAAUACGUUCUAUCUUGUAAGUAAAUGUAAAUAAAAGUCCGCUUGAUAAAUAACCAUUGAAAAACUGCCAACAAUACCCCAUUUACAUAUCAUGACUUGAAUAUUAACCAAGUAUUAGUGAUAUUGCCACAGCCCCCUGUUUAUUUGUGAGGAUUAUGGUCAUUCUUCAUCUAAAUGGGAACAUAUGAACAUUCUAGCAGUCAGUAAAUCAAUGUUUAUUUAUAUAGCCCUAAAUCACAAAAGUCUCAAAGUCGGCAUCCUAUUGACAGCAGACCUUCCAUUUUUCCAUCCAUUUUCUACCGCUUAUUCCCUUCGGGGUCGCGGGGGUCGCUGGAGCCUAUCCCAGCUACAAUUGGGCGGAAGGCGGGGUACACCCUGGACAAGUUGCCACCUCAUCGCAGGGCCAACACAGAUAGGCAGACAACAUUCACACUCACAUUCACACACUAGGGCCAAUUUAGUGUUGCCAAUCAACCUAUCCCCAGGUGCAUGUCUUUGGAGGUGGGAGGAAGCCGGAGUAGUCACGGGGAGAACCCACGCAGUCACGGGGAGGACAUGCAAACUCCACACAGAAAGAUCCCGAGCCCGGGAUUGAACUCACGACUACUCAGGACCUUCGUAUUGUGAGGCAGACGCACUAACCCCUGUUCCACCGUGCUGCCCAGACCUUGCACAGUAAAUUAUGUUUUUUUAUGUUUGUUGGCUCUUGUAACGUCUGCAGUAAAUAAUAGUGAUGAAGAAAAAAAAGCAAACGUUGUGAUGCGUUUUUAAAAAUUAAUUUGCCGCGUUUGCUUAAAAUGAUCAAAAUACGGAAAUAUUAAAUGUUAUUAUAAAUAUGCCCGUUAUUACAUUGCAUACAUAUUUACAUCAUGUAUAUAAAACCUUAAUGGAGGUGUCUGGAUGUUUUUUUAAGGGCUUUGUAGGCAGAAUUGCGCUGCUCCAUUGAAAGCGAAUCUAUGAUCGAAUUUGUUUUAAUAUUCAGACUGCAAAAAAAAAAGAAAAAAAUACAUCAACAUGAUGAUUGUAAAUGAUUGUAAACGAUAGGCAAAAUUCCAAAAAAGCUCAAUUCAGCUUUAGUUUUUCAAUACAGAUCAAAUGUCAUCAUUUAUUAUGACAUUGCAAUUAAAUAAUUUAAAAAUGUAUUGGAAUAAAAAUGUAUAAUAUUAAUUACAAAAUUACAAAUGAAUUACAAAUAUAGAAAAUAAUGCAUUACAAAUAAGAUUUAAAUGUGUAUUAUAUUUCAUAUAUAUAUAUUAAAUAUAUGCCUUUUGCAUCAAGACUUUAGGGACACAUUUGGGAAUUUGUGUGAUGUCUAAAGGUUAUAAAGCAAAUCUUUGAGUUUUUAUGUAUUAUGUAUAAUUGAUUGUUUGUGAUGGUAACAGCAAUUUAUUUAUUAUUUUUCAUGACAUUCCAUUUAAAAAUAUCUACCUUUUUUUUUUUAAAGAUACCAUGUUAGCGUAGCUCUUUUUGGGAAUUGCUCUUACUUGGUCUUUGUUUUGUAUUGCAAAGGCGGAUCUUUAGAGUUGCUUGUACAGGAAACAUUAGCACUUGUGUCAUCUUGUCACCCAUGGACCUAUGCUCUCCUCCAUGCUGUUGGCAUUCAAACUUUGUAUUCUAUAAAGACACUUCUAGAGAUGCAAUAAUGAAAAAAUCAGCAAAGGGCAACCUGUAAUAUGUGUUAACUGUCUUAACAAUGUAUUAUACAUGCUAUAUUUUAUUAAGUGUUACUAAUAUAUUACUAAACUGAUGUCAAAGACAGUUUUUUCAUGUAGAUGUUUCUUUCCUUUCAUCUCAUUAAUGCUUCUUUGUUCCUCAGACAAAUCAAUAAUAUUAAAAUAAUACAUUUUUAACACAUUUGGGUUUGUUUUUGCCUUAAACUUUGGUAAAAGGUAGCCAUGCACUUUCUGUUCAUAAAUCGGACUGGUGAUUUUGCCAUAAUUUACUUUCCAAUUGUUGUUCACUUGUGUUUUCCGAAGAAUGACAAAGAAGCAAGAGUGUUUGAAAAUGUUCAAUAAAAUUAAUUCACGUUUUGUUCAUGUCUCUUUUGCUCGAGAACAAUGACUUGGUCCCACCUCUGCUUUACAAAGCAACAAAGCAACAGGUAGUGUAACGCAGGGGUGUCCAAAGUGCGGCCCGGGGGCCAUUUGCGGCCCGCAGCUAAUUGUUUACUGGCCCGCCACACAUUCUGCAAAAAUUGCAAAAUUGAUAAUAUUGCAAAAAUUAAAAAAAACAUUUAAAAAAGUGGAAUGAGGUGAAAUCUAACAAGAAAAAGUUGCAAUGUUGACACAAAGCUGUGCCAUGCAGGCUGUUUUUUUUCUUUUGUCUUUGUUUAUUUUUCUUUUUUUUGCCAUUGCUAAAAAAAAAAAAAAAGACUAAAAA
Messenger RNA from Entelurus aequoreus (snake pipefish), 6530 nucleotides. RefSeq names its product sodium-driven chloride bicarbonate exchanger-like. The record is from RefSeq and is a predicted model, not a curated record. Bases 302 to 3580 code for a protein of 1092 amino acids. Gene Ontology annotation, cellular component: basolateral plasma membrane; plasma membrane. The transcript is spliced from 27 exons. Gene Ontology annotation, molecular function: sodium:bicarbonate symporter activity; solute:inorganic anion antiporter activity; monoatomic anion transmembrane transporter activity. Gene Ontology annotation, biological process: monoatomic anion transport; transmembrane transport; bicarbonate transport. Lineage: Eukaryota; Metazoa; Chordata; Actinopteri; Syngnathiformes; Syngnathidae.